Molecule: messenger RNA, 928 nt
Organism: Copidosoma floridanum
Lineage: Eukaryota; Metazoa; Arthropoda; Insecta; Hymenoptera; Encyrtidae
Product: protein preli-like
Cellular component (GO): mitochondrial intermembrane space
Source: RefSeq, a predicted model, not a curated record
UUGUAACAUUUGCAGUCUGAUCAAAGUUGACAAUAUGCCAGUUAUCUGUGACGUUGAAGACUGCAAAAACCCAGCUGUCUUAAAAGGCAGGUACACCUAAAACAACUUUGAUGAGUACCCGAGUCAGCUAGGGGAGAGCUGCAUUUAUUCGAUAUUAUACUGCAAAAUUACGCCCCACCAAAAUGGUCAAGUACUUCGAGAGCAGCACGAUUUUUCACUUCACGUGGGAACAAGUCGCCCAAGGAUUUUGGCGCAGAUAUCCAAACCCCAACAGUUCCCACGUUCUGAGCGAGGAUACGAUCUCGAGGGAGAUCAGGGACCACAAGCUCUACUCCAAAAGAUUGCUGAGCAAGACCAACCGGGUGCCUAAGUGGGCCGAGAAAUUCAUCAGCAAGAACAACAGCGUCAAGAUUCUCGAGGAGAGCAUAGUCGACCCCGAGGAGAAGGUCCUCAUCACUUACACGAGAAACUUGGGCUACACCAAAGUCAUGAGCGUCGUCGAAAAGGUGGUGUACAAGGUGGCCCAGGACAACCCGGAGUGGACCGUGGCCAAGAGAUCGGUGUGGAUCGAGAGCUCGGUCUUCGGCUUCAGCCGGGCCAUCCAGGCGUUCGGGCUCGACAGAUUCAAGAAAAACUGCAUGCAAAUGUCCGCGGGCUUCGACCACGUGCUCACCCGCAUGUUUCCCCAUUCCGCUAAACUAAUCAAUUCCGAGCUAUCCUGAAUCAUUCCUCGUUUUACUUUUGUAUCGUUGAUUUGUAGUUUAUGAUGGUUAAGGUGGGCAGUGGGGGGGGGGUGGGGGCAAACGAGUGCUCGACAAGGCUGUGCGCGCACGAGAGAUAUUUUACCGUGAUACACAAACCUCGUGGACCGACUGAUUCUAUGAUAUUGCUACGAUAAAGAGUACAUUUGAUCAACAAGUAUCUCCAA